CUCCUCGCAGCGGCGGGGCCGAGGCGGCGCCGCGCUUCCGGCCGGUGGGGGCUUCCGCUGCCGGCGGCUGAGGCGAUGGCGGCGGGAGGCAGCGACCCGCGGACGGCGGACGUGGAGGAGGACGCCUCGCAGCUCGUCUUCCCCAAAGAAUUUGAAACUGCAGAAACUCUUCUAAAUUCAGAGGUACAUAUGCUUCUCGAGCAUCGUAAGCAACAGAACGAGAGCGCAGAAGAUGAGCAGGAGCUUUCGGAAGUCUUCAUGAAAACCUUGAACUACACAGCGCGCUUCAGCCGCUUCAAAAACCGGGAAACCAUUGCCAGCGUCCGGAGUUUGCUACUCCAGAAAAAGCUCCAUAAAUUUGAGCUGGCGUGUUUGGCGAACUUGUGUCCCGAGACAGCUGAGGAAGCCAAAGCCUUGAUUCCUAGCCUGGAGGGCCGAUUUGAAGAUGAGGAAUUACAGCAGAUUCUUGACGACAUUCAGACGAAACGCAGCUUCCAGUACUAACCCUCAACUUCCUUUAUUCUGACCAGAAAAACCUGGGGACUGUGACCGUUUCUCAGCCCUCUGGGCCACUCCAGCUCCUGGCUUUGGCUGGGGGAGCUGUAGGUACAAGGUACCCCAGUGCUGUGUCACCCACGGGUGGGUUCAGGCUGGAGAGCAGUGUGGUCCUUCUUGUUUCUUCCACGUGUAUGGUGGUAAGGACACCUGUGUUGUCAGAGCUGAAGAACCCAAAAAGCCUUUUCCCAGUGGAUCAAGUAUUUGUUUCUUCCAAAUCCCUCUCCCUGGUUUGGGAAUUUUCAAUGUGUUUCUGUUGUGACUUCUUUUUUUUGUUGGUUUUUUUUUGGGGGGGGGGGAAAUUCUAAAGGAGAUGGAGAAACUUGUUCUUGACUCUUGGAAAGUUUAGUCAUGGGUGGCAUACAUUUGUGGUGGUUUUCUUGCUUUUUUUUUAUUGCGUGACGAGGACAGCAGAUUUUUACACCUUCAAUAAUUUUCUAGUCUUGUUUAGUGUAAAUAAAAAUAUUUCUAAUUAAAGCUGUGUGUUUUAUAAA
This is a messenger RNA of Calidris pugnax (ruff), 1049 nucleotides long. RefSeq names its product polymerase (RNA) II (DNA directed) polypeptide D (gene POLR2D). Gene Ontology annotation, cellular component: P-body; RNA polymerase II, core complex. Lineage: Eukaryota; Metazoa; Chordata; Aves; Charadriiformes; Scolopacidae. Gene Ontology annotation, molecular function: nucleotide binding; translation initiation factor binding. Gene Ontology annotation, biological process: positive regulation of translational initiation; nuclear-transcribed mRNA catabolic process, deadenylation-dependent decay; mRNA export from nucleus in response to heat stress. The coding region runs from base 76 to 504 and encodes 142 amino acids. The record is from RefSeq and is a predicted model, not a curated record. The transcript is spliced from 4 exons.